AUGGGCUCCCACGCAGAAUAUACCUUCAGCAACGCCAUCGCCGACGUCAAAGCCGGACGGUCUCUGGCCGAAACAACUCAAACACUUCUAUCCCAACUGACAAGAGAGGAACACCUUUCCCUGCUCGAUGGGGAUGUCGAAUUCUGGCCCGGUUUACGGUCGAUACUAUGCGACCGCUACAACCGAACACCCUACGUUCAUGGGGCCGUCCCACGGAAAGAGAUUCCCGGGAUCAAGUUCACCGACGGCCCCCGCGGCGUAGUUAUGGGAAGUUCCACGGCCUUUCCGGUCCCCAUGGCUCGGGGAGCUACUUGGGAUGUUGAGCUGGAACGUCGCGUGGGGGAUGCCAUCGGUCGCGAAGCCAAAGCCCAAGGCGCGAACUACUUCGCUGGGGUCUGCGUGAAUCUCCCGCGGCAUCCCGCCUGGGGUCGCAUUCAAGAGACCUACGGAGAGGAUCCGCUUCUUUUGGGAGAAUUCGGAUUGGCGCUGACGCAGAGUGUACAGAAGCAUGUCAUGGCAUGUGUGAAGCACUAUGCGUUGAACUCGAUGGAGAACGCGCGAUUUCGGGUCGACGUGAGUGUAGAAGAGGCAGUGUUGCAUGAAGUCUAUCUAGCACACUUCCGGCGCAUUGUCAAGGGGGGUGUGGCUGCCGUGAUGUCGUCCUACAAUUCGGUCAAUGGCGAGUGGGCCGGGCAGAACCGACAUUUGCUGACAGAGAUUUUACGGGAUCAGUGGGGAUUUGAUGGGUUGGUGAUGUCUGAUUUUAUCUUCGGCUUGCGCGACGCGGCAGCGUCCGUCAAAAAUGGCAUGGAUAUCGAGGCACCGUUCAGACAACAGAGAGCCAGGAAGCUGCCAAUUGCUUUGGAAUCCGGAGAGCUGGACUGGCAAGACGUCGAACGUGCUUGUGAGAGGAUCCUUCGGAAGCAGAUUGAGUUUACCGUGCGCACGGAGGAUAGCCAGCCCAGCCCCAACGUGGUGUUUUGCGACGAGCAUCGAGCACUGGCGCGGGAGGUCGCUGGUCGGUCUAUGGUCCUCCUGAAGAACGACACUGUCGAUGGGAGGCCUGUGCUUCCGCUUCAGGCUGAAUCGGUGUCUCGUGUUGCUGUUGUCGGUCGCCUCGCGAACGUCGCCAACACUGGGGAUAAGGGAUCUUCCCAAGUGUUUCCGCCCGGUGUAGUUACGCCACUUGACGGAAUCCGAGCGGCGUUGCCAGGCGCAGAAGUCCUUUUUGCGGAUUCAAUCACCGAAGCCGAGCAGCUUGCCUCCCAGGUCGAUAUCGUGAUCUGCAUUGUGGGCUACACCCACGAAGACGAAGGCGAGUACGUUGUACCAGCCCUCCAGGACAACCCGGCCCUGCGAGACACGCUUCCGCCGACGACUACUGCGGAAGAGCGCGAGACUCUCGAUAUCUUCGAGGGUAAUUCCGACAAAGGUGGCAAUAGCGGGAUUGAGGCGGGUGCUGGCGGCGAUCGCACAUCACUAAGACUCCGCGAUGAGGACGAGAAGUUGAUAUCCGCCGUCGCUGCCCACAAUCCGCGUACUGUAGUAUCUGUCAUUACGGCGGGCUCUGUGAUUAUGGAAGCAUGGAAGGACAAAGUGCCAGCCCUCUUGAUUAGCUGGUACAGUGGGAGUGAAGGUGGGCAUGGUCUUGGCGAUGUACUUCUAGGAAAGGUGGAUGCGAGUGGCAGGCUCCCCUUCUCCAUUCCCACUAGCGAGACGCAUCUGCCUUUUUUCGAUCGGGACGCAGCUGAGAUUUAUUAUAACCGGUGGUUUGGACAGCAUAUGCUGGAUAAGUUGGGGGUCAAGGCCGCAUUUCCAUUCGGAUUUGGGUUGUCGUACACAACAUUCGCGGUAGACAAUAUAGUCGCCGAGAGAGUCGAUACCGAGUCCAUCCAAGUCGCGGUCAAUGUCCAGAACACGGGAAACAGGCCUGGGAGGUUCAUCGCUCAAGUAUAUGCCGUGACUAGUAUUCCAGAUUUCCCAACUCGCGUGCUCGUUGGCUUUGCACCAGUGGAUCUAUCGGUGGGGCAGAAGACUGCCAUGAGAUUCUUGGCUUCUACCAGGCCGUUACAGCAGUGGAAGGCAGGCACCUUUACGCUCCGGACGAAGGAAGUUCGACUCGAAGUGGCGUCAUUCGCUGGUGAUAGAGGUUCUGUAGGUACGAGUGUGUCUUUAGUCUAG
This is a messenger RNA of Aspergillus pseudotamarii, 2181 nucleotides long. RefSeq names its product glycoside hydrolase family 3 protein. Lineage: Eukaryota; Fungi; Ascomycota; Eurotiomycetes; Eurotiales; Aspergillaceae. The transcript has a single exon. Gene Ontology annotation, biological process: glucan catabolic process. Gene Ontology annotation, molecular function: beta-glucosidase activity. The record is from RefSeq and is a predicted model, not a curated record. Bases 1 to 2181 code for a protein of 726 amino acids.